Messenger RNA from Musca domestica (house fly), 2563 nucleotides. RefSeq lists its product as uncharacterized. NCBI's taxonomy places the organism in Eukaryota, Metazoa, Arthropoda, Insecta, Diptera, Muscidae. Gene Ontology annotation, molecular function: protein binding. The transcript is spliced from 6 exons. The coding region runs from base 155 to 2182 and encodes 675 amino acids. The record is from RefSeq and is a predicted model, not a curated record.
UAUUAAUAUUCUUCCCGCGCACUUCUUCUGUUGACAUCGUGGAGUUCUCAAUAUCAAAAGAUUACAACUAUACUUGUUGAAUUAUUUCAAGGAAACUAGUCGUUUGUUGCUUUGAGUAAUUUCCUUCAAACAAAGCAAAAAAAUUAUUAAUAAAAUGAAUAAUAAAUUAACAAAGCCAAAGGAAAACAACGAAAAUUUGUGUCCAACAACGAGAAAACGUUUAUCUAGCAAAAGUGCGACACAAACCCCAUCGUGGAAAUUAGCAAAACUUGAAAGUACUUCAUCGCCAUCAGCUCUUACAAACGAAUAUUUAGAAGAGAUGGGCAUUGGAAUGCUAGAUUCAGAGGAGAGCUCCUCAUCAGCGGCUUCCGCCAUAGCAUUAGCUGUGGCUAGUGCCGAUGAAAAUUCCAAUGAAGCCACCCCAAAUUUGGAUGCACCAAAAUUUUGUCAUCAACAAAGGCAAAUUUACCGAAAUAUGGACACAUCCUUGCUAGAUGCAACAAAUGAUAAUGCUAGCAAUCACAGCUUUUUGGAUCCCAACGAUACAUCCACCUCUUUACAAAGUGGAAAAUCUACAAAUGGACAACAUCAACAUCAGCCACAUCCUUUGAAACAACAUCCGUUAAAUAUAAACAACAAUUCAAAUUCAUCAUCAUCUUUUGACAUAUAUACAGAUGAACAAGGACAACAUACAAUACAGAAGACAAAGAUCAAUGAUAAGUUUCACAUGCCAAAUAAUACCGCACUUGCUGGUAGUCAACAAAAGAAAAUUGCCAUCUUGGGAAUGGGAGCAGGAAAUGUUGCGGCGUCAGGUGGGUCGGCCAACAGCAACUCACCCUCGUCAGCUGGAAAAAACACUAGAAGUCCUUUGGCCACCGUGGCUUGCAACAGUUUCCUCAGAAAUGCCCAACUGCAGCAACAGCUUUUAUUGCAACAACAACAGCAGCAAAUGCAAUUACAACAAAAUACCUUUAAUAAUUCCAUGCCACAGAGGUCACAGUCUCCCUCAAUGAUGCCGUCUACUAGUCAACAGGCAGCUAUUUUAAAACAACAGCAACAAUUGCAAAAACAAUAUAUUCAACAACAAAUGCAGCAACAGAGCGUUCAUAUGGUGGCCCAGACGCCACGAUUCGCUCCCUCCGACACUUUCUUUCUAUUUCGCAAUCAAACCAUGCGUGAACGCAAUCCCGAUGGCAAGGAUCAUUUCAAUACACUUUCUGAUGAGAUUAUAUUGCAAAUAUUUAAAUGGUUACCCAAAAAAACUUUGCUUCGUUGUGGCUAUGUAUGUCGCCGUUUCAAUCGUUGUGCCAGCGACGAAUCUCUGUGGACACGUUUGGAUUUGGGCGGCCGUUCUAUCAAAGCAGGUGCAAUGGAAAAUAUUCUUAAAAGAGGCGUUGUCAUACUGCGAUUGGCUCAAGCAGAGCUCAAUCAUCCAGUUUUCGAAUCUCGCUUUCUAGAAGCCGAAGCCAAUUUUGAAUCAAAACUACAGUAUUUAGACUUAAGCAUGAUCACCAUAACGAAGCCUUCGCUUAAAAUGUUACUGUCACGUUGUCGGCAAUUAAAGAAACUAAGUCUAGAGCAUGUAGCUCUCAACGACGAAAUAUGUAAUGAGAUUGCCAAAAAUACUGGUUUAGAGGCCUUAAAUUUAGCCAUGUGUUCGGGUCUGGAAGCCUGGAGUGUUAGGAAAAUUAUGGAGGCCUUGAAACAGUUGAACAGUUUAAAUAUAUCAUGGACGAAUUUAUCGGUUGAUGCGGUUACAUCUCUGGUAACAAAUGUAACGCCAAAUUUAAUGAGACUCAAUGUGGCUGGUUGCCGUAAAACUAUGUUUGAUUCACAUUUAGCUAGUUUAGCAAAACGUUGUACUCAACUGCUGGAAUUAGAUUUAUCCGAUUGUACUGGACUAACUGGAAAUGCCAUAAGUAUUAUAUGUAAAUUUAAAAUGCUCGAAUACUUAUCAUUAUCAAGGUGUUAUCUAAUACCUGCCACUGCAUAUAUAGAAUUGCGCAAUAUGCCCACACUAACUUAUUUAGAUAUAUUUGGAAUGCUAACUGAUUCAGCUUUGGAAAUGCUGGAACAUACAUUUUCAAAAAUUGGCAUAAACAAAUUCAUUCAUAGUUCUGUAGCACGCCCCACUGUUGGUACCCGGCGAACCUCCAUUUGGGGACUACGUACACGAGAUUAGUUUUAUAAUCUUUUGUAUAAAUAAAAAAAGAAACAUUAAAUAUUUUAUCGGUAAUGUUCAUUUCUUUCAUAUUAAAAAAGUUUAAUUACAUAAAAAAAAAAAAUAUUUUAUUUCCACAUAUGUUUCAAGUAUCUUUUUCCCUUUGAAAGAAUUCAUAAUUAUCUUCACAAUCGAUUCAUUAUAAAAUUUUAACAAAACUAAAUUGUGGAAAUUUUAUUAUUUUUUAUUAUAUACCGAAAUCCCUUUUUUUAUACAAACUAGAAUAGUAUACUAAUGAAACCUACAGAGUAACGGCUUAGCUCUAAACAACUGUAAUUCUUUAUUUGUGAAUGAAAUCAAAUUUUAGUUUAAGAAUUGUGUAAAUAAAACAGUUAAAAAUGA